Molecule: messenger RNA, 1370 nt
Organism: Capsicum annuum
Lineage: Eukaryota; Viridiplantae; Streptophyta; Magnoliopsida; Solanales; Solanaceae
Product: NEP1-interacting protein-like 1
Exons: 5
Coding region: 449-1174 (241 amino acids)
Source: RefSeq, a predicted model, not a curated record
UGUCUAUCCACCAUCUCAUACCCUUUUCGUGACUUUUCUUUGCAAAAAUGAGUGUUCAUAUGAAGCUUUGGCAUGUGACUUCAAUUUGUGGAUCAUUUCAACUCUCGAACAAACAUCCAAAACUUCCCUUUUAUUUUUUUUCCUUUUGCCAUUUUCAAACAAAGGGGCACCACUUCUGAAAAACAAAGCCAGAUAUAUAUAUUCAUUCAAUCAACAAAAGGCCUCUUCUUUUCCUCCUUGUUUUUUUCUCUUGUAUGAUCUUAUUUUUCACCUUCUCUUUAACCAAAAAGGAAAAAUAAACAUAGACACUUGCACAUCUUUCUUCUCUUUAUAUAUAUAUAUAUAUAUGUACAAAAAAAAAAAAAAACACAGUUAAUUUAUGUUGGGUGUUUACGAGUCUUUAUAUCAGAAAAGACAGCCUUUUGUUGUUGAUGGUUGAAAGAAUCAAAUGGAAAUGGAAUUUUACGCAUACCCAUCUCGUGUUUUGCCCUUUUCUUCUUCUAUUUGUUCUUUUUGUAUCAGGGAUUUGGUCGAUAAGGCCAAAGAUUUCUUUACCGUUGCAAUAUCUGCAAUCAUUGGCAGCGUCUUCUCUGCAAUUUUCACCUUCUUCUUUGCAUUAGUGGGCACCUUAUUAGGAGCAUUUACUGGAGCUUUGAUUGGACAAGAGACGGAGAGUGGAUUUGUUAGAGGUGCUGCAGUUGGUGCCAUCUCUGGCGCUGUUUUCUCUCUUGAAGUCUUUGAGUCGUCUAUGUUAUUAUGGCAGGCAGAUGAAUCUGGAAUUAGAUGUCUUCUUUACUUGAUUGAUGUACUCACAAGCCUGUUAAGUGGUCGAUUGGUGCGUGAGCGGAUUGGUCCAGCAAUGCUAAGUGCAGUCCAGAGUCAGAUGGGAGCUGUUGAACUUGCAUAUGACGAGGUCCCUAACAUUUUUGAUACGGGUGGGGCUAAAGGCUUGCAUGGAGAUUCUGUUGAAAAGAUCCCGAAGAUUGUAAUUAAAAAAGGUAACAACUUGGAUGAUUCUGGAGAGAGAGUCUCUUGUUCCGUCUGCCUUCAGGACUUUCAACUUGGAGAAACUGUUAGAUGUCUGCCACAAUGUUAUCACAUGUUCCACUUACCAUGCAUUGACACAUGGCUGUUGAGACAUGGCUCUUGCCCAAUGUGCAGAAGGGAUCUGUAGUUUCUCCAUAAAUUAUGACAAGGUUAUAUAAGUUCUUCAUACUUGCUUGUAUGGUUUCCUUAGUUGUCUUUCUUAACUUGUCCCAAUUUUCAAGGAAACCUGUGUAUUUAGUGGCAAGUAUGUGUUUUUCCGAGUUUGGUCAUUGUAGACUAUAUUUUACCCAUAAAUUGAGCUAUUAUAGUGUUCACUACUUCCA